Messenger RNA from Anoplophora glabripennis (Asian longhorned beetle), 585 nucleotides. RefSeq lists its product as uncharacterized. The coding region runs from base 68 to 472 and encodes 134 amino acids. The record is from RefSeq and is a predicted model, not a curated record. The transcript has 2 exons. Lineage: Eukaryota; Metazoa; Arthropoda; Insecta; Coleoptera; Cerambycidae.
UAUAUAAAUUGAUUUACUGAAGAAAUUAUUAUCAGUUUUGUAAAAUCAUAGAACUGUAGAAGCAAAAAUGGCAAAGUUGCAAAUUUUUGUUUUCAUUGUGGCUUUAAGCCAAGUGUACGGUAGCAUCGAAAUUACCAACUUCCCUGCCCUCCUACCAAUUGAGGAUAUUGACGUGGUUGACCCCAAAGAUUUCCCCACUGUACCUGUUAUCGUAACCCCACCAUGCGUCGCAUCCAUCAGAGCUCUCCUUGAAGCCAUCCUCGAAAGAUUGCCAGAAAUUGAACAACCAAGACCUCUGCCCGUAGACCCAGUCGAGCCAGUAGUUCCAGAAGUAGAGGCCGAACCCGAAGAUAGUCCAGUCGUAGAAACUCCCUGCAGUGCCUGUUUCGAGCACAUCAACUCCCUGUUGACUAGCGCUGAGAAGGUUAUCGCUGUCAGGAGAAUGGCUCUAUCAUUGUAUCGUCGCCGUUAAGUUUAUUUGCCUUGACUUAUAAAUACAGUACCAAGUAAAUGUUUGUUUGUUUUUGCAUUUGACCCAACAGUGUUAGGUUAAGGACAAUAGUGAAAUAAAUAUACACCUUUAAA